AACGUAACCCCGAGUACGUAUUGAUACUAUGUACUGUGAUGCUAAUAAAGCACACCAUAGUUGGGCGAAAGAUAAGUCCUCAUGAUCCUAAUGGAGUAUGGGCUACAGAUGUGCUACGUAUACUUAACAAUGUGAUGCUAUGACCCUUAGUCAGCGCUAACCAUUAAACAAAGUAAAAGGGAAUUUACCCUAUCAUAAGAGGAUCGUGGUCUGUAACUCGAUCACGUGAAUAAGGAAUUCCGAGUAAUCGCAGAUUAGUACGCUGCGGUGAACCUAUACUUUAGGGAGGUACUAACUGUCCAUCAUGCAGUGGCCAUUUUGAACACAUUAAUAACUACUAAUAGGUAAUAUCUAUAUAGAUACUAUCAUAAUAUAGUUAGAAUGCUUAGGAGUUGCCUCUGUAAAGUUGUAGCAGGUUGCUGUAAGGGAACUUGUAGCUGUUAUAUAACUAUUAUGAACCCCUUUACUACUAAGUACAUACCUGAUUUUAACCCGCUAGUAUAGUUUAAUGGUAGAAUUCGAUACUUCCAAUAUCGCUAUCUCGGUUCGAUCCCGAGUACUAGUAUUAUAUCCAGGCUUAAUUAAUUAAUUACUACCCCCCUAUGCUUAUUAUCGGUCUUAUUUCUCUACUGAUUGCCGUACCCCUAUUCUCCAAUGUUAUUACACCCAGUCUAAAUAGUCGGAUUACUUCAAUAGUUCUUAUUUAUGCUGCUCUACUAUCCUUCAAUGGUAUCUAUAUUCAAUCUAUAGGAGCUGGAGUAGGUCUAUAUAGUGGACUAUUCCAAACUAAUGUCAUUACUACUGGUAUAGAAGGCUUUCUACUACUACUAGGUGCUAUUAUUAUACUAAGUUGAGAUAACAAUAGUAUCAAGAGUGACAGUGGUAGUCUAACUAUUAAUGAGUACUCACUUAUUGUACUAUUUACUGCUAUUGGUAGUACCUUUCUUAUUAGUUCCUAUGAUCUUAUUAGUAUGUACCUAAGUAUUGAACUACAAAGCUUUGGUCUAUAUAUCCUAGCUACUCUAUAUCGUAAGAGUGAAUCUGCUACGGCAGCUGGCCUUAAAUACUUUCUACUAGGUGGACUAAGUAGUGCUAUUAUUCUACUAGGUACUGCACUUGUUUAUAGUUAUACUGGCCUUACACAGUUUGAAAGUCUAUAUAGUCUAGUACUUAUUAGUGGACUUGAUUUCUAUGUACAACCACUUAUCCUAGGCUUUAUCCUUAUUACUAUUGGUAUACUAUUUAAGGUAGGAGCUAGCCCUUUCCAUAAUUGAGCCCCUGAUGUAUAUGAUGGUGUACCUACAGUUGUAACAACCUGGCUAACAGUUAUUCCUAAGAUUAGUAUCUUUGUAUUCCUUGUACUACUACUUACUGGACUACAAGGUAGCUUUGAAUCAUUUAGUGUAACCAUGAUAGACAAUAGUAUUAAUGUAUGGAAGAACGUACUACUUAUUAGUAGUCUUCUAAGUCUGGUUAUUGGUACAGUUCUAGGUCUUAGUCAAUAUCGUAUUAAACGACUACUAGCCUUCUCUACUAUUAGUCAUGUAGGGUUUAUACUACUAGCACUAUCAGUUAACACUAUAGAGUCUAUUGAAGCCUUCCUCUUUUAUAUUAUCACUUAUAGUAUUACUAACCUUAACGCCUUUCUAAUCCUACUUGCCUUUGGUUAUAUCAUUAAAGCUCAUAAUACCCGGUCUAAGGAUAUUCAGUUUAUCCAUGAACUUAAAGGACAGUUUAACUAUAAUAAUGUACUAAGUCUUAGCCUAGCUCUAUGCCUAUUUAGUAUAGCUGGUGUACCUCCACUAGUAGGGUUCUUUGCUAAACAAAUAGUACUGUAUAGUAGUACACAUGCAGGUUACUACUUUAUAAGUCUAGUAGCUAUCCUAGUAAGUGUUAUCAGUGCUAGUUAUUAUCUUAAGAUUAUUAAGGUACUAUACUUUGAUACACCUGAAGAAGGUACUGACUCACCAGUAGUUAAUAUUACAACACUACAUAGUACAAUAAUUGCUAUACUAAGCCUAGCUAUGACCUUUUUUGUACUUCAACCUACUACCCUACUAAAUAGUUGUCAACUACUCUGUCUUAGCCUCUACUACUAUUAAUGAACGCUAUCAUCAUCUUUCUAAUCUUUAUUCCUAUCCUAGUAGUAAUCCUACUUAUGGUUAAUCUACUACUAGCUGUACAUAAUCCUGACUCAGAAAAGGUUACACCUUAUGAAUGUGGAUUUAUACCUUUUUAUGGUCAAACCCGGUCACAAUUUAGUAUUCAGUUCUACCUAGUAGGUCUACUGUUCAUAGUAUUCGAUAUUGAAAUUCUCUUUCUAUACCCUUAUGCUGCUGCUAUAAGUACAGUUAGUCUAUACGGUUUCUGGGUAAUAAUGAUCUUCUUUGUUAUACUAACCAUUGGCUUUAUCUUUGAAAUAGGAUCUGGUGCUCUAUACUUUACUGAAAACCGUUCUUCUAUUACUACUCCUAAGGUAAACUAGGUA
Molecule: messenger RNA, 2488 nt
Organism: Ceraceosorus bombacis
Lineage: Eukaryota; Fungi; Basidiomycota; Exobasidiomycetes; Ceraceosorales; Ceraceosoraceae
Source: the annotation of a GenBank genome assembly